ACUAUUGGCUAGAUAUUGAGAAAGGCGGGUCACAGUUAGUGUCGUGCCCGCUGAUUGGACAAGAAAUGCAAUUAGUUGGUGUUCUUGAAGGACGUUAAGAAAAUGGCUGCGCUCAAGGGUCUUUUCUGUGGUGGGAAGAAUGCUUUUGGCGUGUUGUCACGGAGGGACUUCCAUCGAUCAACGCUUGCUGCCGUGCAGCUGACCUAUCGAGAUGCUCUAACUCAUGCCAUGGAUGAGGAGAUUGAGAGGGAUGAAACUGUGUUUCUGCUGGGAGAAGAGGUAGCACAGUAUGAUGGUGCAUACAAGGUGAGUCGUGGACUCUGGAAGAAAUGGGGAGACAAGCGAGUCAUAGACACUCCUAUUUCAGAGAUGGGUUUUGCAGGAAUUGCAGUUGGUGCUGCCAUGGCUGGCUUGAGGCCCAUCUGUGAAUUCAUGACCUUCAAUUUUGCACUGCAAGCCAUUGACCAAGUUAUAAAUUCUGCUGCCAAAACACACUACAUGUCAGCAGGUGCAAUUCCUGUUCCUGUUGUCUUCAGAGGUCCAAAUGGUUCUUCAGCUGGAGUUGCAGCUCAGCAUUCCCAGUGUUUUGCAGCAUGGUAUAGCCACUGUCCUGGGCUAAAAGUGAUUAGUCCUUGGAGUGCUGAAGAUGCUAAAGGGUUGCUGAAAUCUGCUAUCCGAGAUGAUAACCCCGUUGUUUUUUUGGAAAAUGAACUGAUGUAUGGUGUGCCUUUUGAAGUCUCUGAGGAAAUCCAGUCAAAGGAUUUUGUUAUCCCAAUAGGAAAAGCCAAAAUAGAAAAAGAAGGAACUAAUGUCACUUUAGUUGCACACUCCAAAAGUGUGGGGCAUUGCCUGGAUGCAGCUGUUGCUCUUGCAAAGGAAGGCAUUGAUUGUGAGGUCAUUAAUAUGCGUACCAUCAGACCCCUGGAUAUUGAAACAAUUGAAGCCAGUGUGAUGAAGACCAAUCAUCUGCUAACAGUUGAGGGUGGUUGGCCACAGUUUGGAGUGGGUGCUGAAAUCUGUGCCAGAAUUAUGGAAGGACCAGCAUUUAACUAUCUGGAUGCCCCAGCUGUGCGUGUCACUGGUGCUGAUAUUCCUAUGCCUUAUGCAAAGAUCUUGGAAGACAACUGUAUACCUCAGGUUAAAGAUGUAAUUUUUUCGGUCAAGAAGGUACUCCACGUGUAAUUGCACUUACUGCUGUUUUUCCCCCACCCCAAUCUCCAUUUAAAUCCUUUCACUGAUGGUGUAUGUGUGUGUUAGGCUUAAUAGGUGCUGUGUCAUCCUGCAGGGAGGGCAGAACAUUCAAUGUUUUGUAGCACAAAAGUUGUCGGAAAACUGUCGUACACAAAAUAAUCUGUGGGAAAGCUUAUUUUGAGUGGUAAUUUCUCCUCCUCCUCCCUAGUUGAUGUAUAUUUUUUAAUGUUCAACAGGAAGCAGUGUGCAGUGCUCCAAAAUAAGAAUAUCUCACCAGUGCCAUGUUCAAGUGUUUAAAAAUAUGGAUGCCAGCGAUAUACUGAAAAAUUAGAUCAUGCUUUCAUUCAAAUCCUCAAAAAAGGGAUAAUCAAAUCCUUGUUUCUGUUACUUUCCUAGUCCAAAUCAGCUGCACUGUUUCCUGAUGGGUCAGUCUAGGUAGGUUCAGACUGUCUGCUUUUUUAAGCAAUAUUGUGCCCAUCAGUUAAGGGAUUGUUAUAAAAGCUUUGCUUAAACUUCCUGUCUAUUGUUUGAAAUUCAGUUGACAGGUCCUACUGCUUUUUAAAACAUGCAAAUUUCUGCAACUGGUCACUUGGAGUAUUAUGAAAAUCUUUCAGCAUUAAUGCUCUCAACUAUUUAUAAACUUAUUUUGAAAAUGCACACCUGUUUAGUUUACAAAUAGAUCAGCCUCUUGCUAUGUUUAUUGAGCUGUAUGUGUUAAUUACAGAUAUUGUAAAUGUUCUUUAACUAAGACAUUCUUCUAAAGAUAAUGUACCAGUUUGUGAUUGUAUGUGGGCUGAUUUAGUUUUGUAUAACUCCAGUGAAACUAAUUGGAUGAAAUUAAAGUCUAAACAAACAGUCUGUUUUUUUAAAAAGGAAAGUGACUCUUCCUCCCUCCCAAAAUCCUUUCAGCAACAACAUGUCUAAAUAUUACUACUGAACACUGUUCCUCUUGCCCAGUAGAGCAGAAUCUAAACUUAAGGCUCCAGCAGUUUGACUUGAGAUAAAGCUAUUUUAAAUUGUCUAUACAUUUGUAAGUUAAUGGUUUCAAAUUGUUUUAUAUACAAGUAAUAGGCUUAAUCCUGUUUUUUUUUUUUGUUGCCUGUUAUUCAUUCACUGCAUGGGACAGUCAUAUAUUUUUGAACUAAGUCUCCCCUGAUUUAGUGUUGCUAGAUUUGUGCUGUGAUGGAUAUAGGGUUGAACCCAUAACUUUGACCAAUUGAAUGCCUAGAUAUCAGGGUUUCAGAUACCAAGUCAUUAGAAGUAUUUUCACAUUUGAAAUUAUGUAUUACAUAUAGUCCAUUUUUAAAAAUACUUUGCCACAUCUUCUGAAAUAUGCUGAGUUCAAGUGUCUGACAACUUUUUAAAAUCUUAAAUUGGUUAAAAAAACCCUCUUCAGUGACAACAAAAUUUGAAUGAGGCUGGAGAAUUACUACUAAAGAUUCCCAUGUACCUUUAUCAGUAUGUAAAACCCAGACAGUCCAUUAUUUCUUACUCAAAGACACUAGAGGAAUAAACCUCAAAUCUGUUUCUAAUUGGCAGGAAUUGUUAAUUGCUGUAUGAUCAUUUGAAAUUUUUGUAAAGUUUGUGUGCAACUGCCUAAGUAGAUCUCAUGCAUUCAUAAUAAAAGUAAACAGAGAAACUUUAGACAUUGAUUAUGUUGACAUUGAAGUAGAUAGACAAGACUUAGAAUGGCAAACUGCCCUUUACAUGUAAAAGCUGUAUAUGUUUCUGAAAUAAAAUCAGCAUCAAUGUCUUCUGACGGGGGAAUAGUUCAAGGUUUCCCACUCUCCCUUGUACUGCUCCUCAGCUCUGUUUAGAAAUGUAUAAAGCUUUACCCAAGUUUGCAUUUUCACAGCAGAGAUGCCCAAAACUGGUGAAUAACAGAACAAUUAUUUUAAUAAAAAUAUUAAAACAA
Molecule: messenger RNA, 3106 nt
Organism: Carcharodon carcharias (great white shark)
Lineage: Eukaryota; Metazoa; Chordata; Chondrichthyes; Lamniformes; Lamnidae
Gene: pdhb
Product: pyruvate dehydrogenase E1 subunit beta
Exons: 10
Coding region: 103-1182 (359 amino acids)
Biological process (GO): pyruvate decarboxylation to acetyl-CoA
Molecular function (GO): pyruvate dehydrogenase (acetyl-transferring) activity
Source: RefSeq, a predicted model, not a curated record